This is a messenger RNA of Entrophospora candida, 2091 nucleotides long. Lineage: Eukaryota; Fungi; Glomeromycota; Glomeromycetes; Entrophosporales; Entrophosporaceae. The record is from the annotation of a GenBank genome assembly.
AUGAUACUUUGUGUUGAUAAAGCUUGUUUUGUGUUAAUUGCUGGUUUGGAAUUUUUACAAGUUGAUUUGGAAACUGGAAUCAUAAAAAAAACAAGCGAGUAUGAGGGCUCUCCUGUUGCGAGAUAUUAUGAUGUUUAUGGUCUAGUUGGGUUUAUUGAAUUGUUGACUGCAAUUCAUAUAAUUCUGAUAACACAUCGUAAAUUAGUUGGUCAGAUUCAAGGAAAAAACGCAUACAUGAUCCAAGAAGUUAUUAUUUUACCUUUGGAUUUUGAACGCGCAAUUAAAAUUCUUGACAGAUAUUCUUGGCCAUCAAAUAAUGAAGAUCAAGAAUCAAAUGAUUCUUGUUUUACCGAAGAAAAAAAUUCCGCACGAUUUAAACGCAAUAAUAUUCCCAGUGCACCACCAACUAGUUAUGUGUCAACUUCUACUAUUGGAUUCGCUCCAACUAGAAAAUUUUCUGAAGUUUGGGAGGGUUUUAUUGGUGAUGCUGGUAGCCCAAAAGUUAUAAAUGUUAAAGAUCCCAUUGAUAAAAGAAAACGUGCAACAUCUUAUAAUUUACCUUUGUGGGAACAGGUUGAGAAAACAUUUUGGUGGAAUGAACAUAUGUUAAAAAAUUUAAUAAAAAAUGAGUUUCAUUCAUGGAUAUUACCAAUAAUGCAAGGGUUUGUUCAAGCUGAAAUGUGUGAGAUUGAAGGUAGAGAAUUUGAUUUCAUUCUAAUUUCUAGGAGAAGUCGUGAUAGAGCAGGUUUAAGAUAUCAACGUAGAGGUAUUAAUGAAAAUGGUGAUGUUGCUAAUUUUGUAGAUGAAAUUCUUCAUUUAGUAUCAUUUAUACAAGUUCGUGGUUCUAUACCAAUUUUUUGGUCUCAAUCGCCAUACAGCCUAAAACCAAAGCCAGUUCUUGAACGAUCUUUAGGAGAAAACAUGGAAGCAUUUAAGAAACAUUUUGAUCAAUUAAAAAAAAAAUAUGGGGCUGUAGCUAAUGUGAAUUUAACUGAAUUAAAUGGACGUGAAGCGAUUGUCGGAGGCGCUUACAAAGAAAAAAUUUGUAAAUUAAAUGAUAACAAGAUUGAAUAUAUUGAAUUUGAUUUUCAUAAAGAGUGUAAAGGAAUGAAAUAUGAAAAUAUUUCAAAACUUGUAUCAUCACUUCAUCGUAAUUUCAAUUCAAUAGGAUAUUAUUGGCAAGCAGGUGAUUCUGAAAUUCAUUGUCGUCAAGAAGGAGUUUUUCGUACGAACUGUAUGGAUUGUUUAGAUAGAACUAACGUUGUACAGAGUGCAAUUGCAAGAGAAGUCUUAAAUUUGCAGCUUCUACGUUUAGGGGUUUCAGAUUUUAUAGAUAAUGGAAUAUCACAUUAUGAACAUUUUGAAAAUAUAUUUAAUGAUCUUUGGGCUAAUAACGGUGAUUCGAUAAGUCGUGAAUACGCAGGCACAAGUGCAUUAAAAGGAGAUUAUACAAGAAAUUUACAAGGUGUCGUAAAUGAUGCAUCAAAUUCAUUAGCAAGGCUAUUUCAAAAUACUUUAAAAGAUUUUUUCAGACAAGCUACUAUUGACUACAUUCUUGGAAAUCAUACAAUUGAAGUUUUUCAAGAAAUACAACAAAAAUUUGAAGCUUCACAACCGGGAGAUGCUGAUAGAUGGGCAAAAGUUAGAGCUACUGCAAGCAAUAGUUCGAUUGUAAUAAUUGAUAAUGAAGAAAAGCUAGCCGGGUGGACUUUUCUUUCACCAUCUGAACCAAAUACAUUGAGAGGAAAAUCAUAUGAAGAAAAGGUUAUACUAUUAACAAAAAAAGCAUUAUAUGUCUGUACUUUUCAUUAUCGUCUUGAAAAAGUUAUGCAAUUUCAAAGAAUUGGCGAGUAUAUAUUAUCGACAUUGUAUCCUUCAUGUGCUUCUCCAAAGGAUAAUUACGGUUUUGUAGUUUAUUAUCAAGCAUCUGGUGAAACAAGUCGUUUAAAUACUGGUAGUAUGCAAGUUGGUAAUGCAGAAAAUGCUGGUUUUAUAGUGGAAAGGCCUAUUAUCAGUUUGGAAGAAGCUAGCAAAAAUACUGGUAUUAUGACUAAAGUUGGAUUUAGAGUAAAACAGGCAUUAUGGCUUUAA